Setaria italica (foxtail millet) is the source of this 1332-nucleotide messenger RNA. RefSeq names its product nuclear transcription factor Y subunit C-4. Bases 285 to 1055 code for a protein of 256 amino acids. NCBI's taxonomy places the organism in Eukaryota, Viridiplantae, Streptophyta, Magnoliopsida, Poales, Poaceae. Gene Ontology annotation, cellular component: nucleus. The record is from RefSeq and is a predicted model, not a curated record. The transcript has 2 exons. Gene Ontology annotation, molecular function: protein heterodimerization activity; DNA-binding transcription activator activity, RNA polymerase II-specific; DNA binding. Gene Ontology annotation, biological process: regulation of DNA-templated transcription.
GCGAGCGAACCAAGCACGCUCUUAAGAACCGAGGAGACAGGCAGAGAGAGAGGGAAGAGGAGAGAGAGAGGAGAGUAGAGAGAGAGGGAAGGCUAGGAGGCGGCGUCCUCUCCUCUCCCCAUUCUCCAAUCCGUGCCCUAGCCCAGCCAUCCCAAUCCAGCGCCGCAACCGCAAGCGGGGGCCCGUCGCUCUCGCCUGCCCGGCCGUGGAGGAGCUUCCGACGCGUGCUGCUCCGACUUCCAAUGCUGGAAAGAUCAUAGGAUUUUGGACAAGCAAGAGCUGACAUGGAACCAUCAUCUCAGCCUCAGCCUGCAAUGGGUGUUGCUGCUGGUGGAUCACAAGAGUACCCUGCCCCAGCCUAUCCGCCUGCAGCAACCAUAGCCGCUCCUUCUGCAGUCCCGCCUGCUGGUUUACAACCAGGGCAACCAUUCCCAGCCAACCCUGCUCAAAUGAGUGCACAACACCAGAUUGUCUACCAGCAAGCCCAGCAAUUCCACCAACAGCUCCAGCAGCAGCAGCAGCGUCAACUCCAGCAGUUCUGGGCUGAGCGCCUGGCUGAUAUUGAACAGACUACUGACUUCAAGAACCACACCUUGCCACUUGCGAGGAUAAAGAAGAUCAUGAAGGCCGACGAGGAUGUCCGCAUGAUCUCUGCAGAAGCUCCAGUGGUCUUCGCGAAAGCGUGCGAGAUAUUCAUACUGGAGUUGACACUGAGGUCAUGGAUGCACACUGAGGAGAACAAGCGCCGGACCUUGCAGAAGAAUGACAUUGCAGCAGCCAUCACCAGGACUGACAUUUACGACUUCUUGGUUGACAUUGUGCCCAGGGAUGAGAUGAAGGAGGAGGGAGUUGGGCUUCCUAGGGCUGGGCUUCCACCCAUGGGAGCCCCAGCUGAUGCAUAUCCAUACUACUACAUGCCACAGCAGCAGGUGCCAGGUGCAGGAAUGGUGUAUGGUGCCCAGCAGGGUCACCCGGUGACCUAUUUGUGGCAGGAGCCCCAGGAACAGCAGGAGCAGCCCCCUGAAGAUCAGCAACCUCUUCAUGGAAGUGGCUGAGAAUGUUGCCCUGAAGCUAUCACCUGAUUCAGGUUUAGGUCGUGGUUUCGUUUAUUAACUAAUAUCGUCGCUUAUCAAAUUGAAACUGGUGAUUCUAAGUAGCAUUCGGCAUCAUGGUAGUCUCGUUGCUGCUGUGUUGUCAGUAGAAAGGAUUAUGAUUAGAGACUAGUGGGUUAAAGUUACCAUACCGUUUCCUUCAAUUCCAAAAGUUUGCCUCCAUGGGGCCUUUGAUAUGAAAUGCUGGGUGUUAAUGCUGGGUGUUAAUGCUUCUGUCGUU